AUGUCCUCCUCAUCUGGCGUUUUACGGUUUCUCGGUUUGAUGGUUUUCUCGACGAGCGUAGUGUAUGGACACGGAGAUAAUUGGAAAUUAGUUUUUCAUGCAGUGAGUGGUAACGGAAAGAGUGUUCUUCAUGCCAGGAAUACAAUGUCCCCGGCAGUAUGUACAACAGACUCAGGUUGUCUUCCUCUUAAAUUCAAUCUGGAUAACUGGAGGGACAAUGUGACACAUCUCCGAAGUCCUCUAAUUGACAAAUGGAAAUCACUCAAUAUUGUGAAAAUUCGAGUAACAUUCGGUGGACAGGGAAACAUAUUUGCGUUCUUAGAAUUUGAUGGAAGUGGAAGCGACAAACUAAACUGGUUUAGCAAGUCCAGACUUCUCCAUGGUAGUUGGUCCGAUCUCAAGACAUCCAACACAACCUACUUCUCUAUAAAAGGGUGA
This is a messenger RNA of Ostrea edulis (European flat oyster), 438 nucleotides long. RefSeq lists its product as uncharacterized. Bases 1 to 438 code for a protein of 145 amino acids. NCBI's taxonomy places the organism in Eukaryota, Metazoa, Mollusca, Bivalvia, Ostreida, Ostreidae. The transcript is spliced from 3 exons. The record is from RefSeq and is a predicted model, not a curated record.